Molecule: messenger RNA, 423 nt
Organism: Brenthis ino (lesser marbled fritillary)
Lineage: Eukaryota; Metazoa; Arthropoda; Insecta; Lepidoptera; Nymphalidae
Source: the annotation of a GenBank genome assembly
AUGGGUCAGUCAGUGCCUUACUCUGAAAUAGUAUGGAUGAAAUUUGAAACAGAAGAUUAUGGCACAAUGAGUUAUAAAACUUCUUUCAAUCAGAAGGACUUUGAAAAGGUCUCCUUAAUAAGAAAUAGAAGGAGACCCUUAGAAGAUUUUGCUAUGCCUACUUUGCAGCCUAUACGACUAGACCACAAACCUAUAAGUACAAAAAAAUAUCAGGAUUUACAGAAAGCUCUCCAAUGGGUCCCACCCAUUUUCCAUAACUUUUAUAAUACUUUAGCCCACGAUGGCACAGCGUGUGACUUACCAGAAGACUUGCGACUUACUCUCGCUUCACUUGGGAGUGACGUAACUACCAUAUACUAUAAGAUAUUUAGUAAAACUCCAAAGUUAAAGAACCUUAAGUCCGAUAAUACAGCCUUAAGGAAC